AUGGCGGAGGGUCAUAAGAGAGAAAAUGUCUACGAAGUGUAUGAGAAGAAAAGAAAGAGAGCACAGCGUUCUGCAGGUGACAUUAUGAUAAGGAACAUCCAACUAAGCCAUGCUGGGAAAUACACCUGUGCAGUUCAGACCAAGGUGGACAGUGUGUCAAUUGCUACAGAUGUGGUUGUUAGAGGUCCUCCAGACCCACCAUUAGAUUGUCAGGUGAAUGAGAUGACUGAGACCACUGCGUCUCUGUCUUGGAGGCCUGGAUUGGACAACCACAGCCCCAUCCUCAGCUACACUAUCCAGGCCAGAACACCCUUCUCCCUCGGAUGGCAAACUGUUACCAAUGUCCGAGAAAUUUUAAAGGGGAAAGAGCUCUCAGCCACUGUGACUGAUUUAAGUCCCUGGGUUGACUAUGAGUUCAGAGUUUUGGCAACCAACAGUGUUGGAACAGGAGAGCCCAGCAAACCCUCAAAGAAGACCCGCACCAAAGAAAUGCUGCCUAGAGUGACUCCAGCGAGGGUAAGCGGUGGUGGUGGAGGACGAUCGGAGCUUGUCAUCACGUGGGAACCCGUUCCAGAGGAAAUGCAGAGCGGGCCAGGCUUUGGUUACGUGGUGGCUUUCCGCCCUCUCGGAGCACAAGGCUGGAUGCAGGCAGCCGUCACAUCCCCUGAUGCUUCAAGAUACGUUUUUAAGAAUGAAAGCAUCCCUCCCUUCUCCCCUUAUCAAGUCAAAGUUGGGGUUUACAACAAUAAGGGCGAAGGGCCUUUUAGUCCUGUUACUACCAUCUACUCAGCAGAAGAAGAACCCAGCAGAGCUCCAGUCAAGCUAAGGGCGAGGAGUGUUUCAGCAUCUGAAGUCGAGGUCACCUGGAAGCCGCUGGCGUGGAGCAACAGCCGAAGACGUAUCCUUGGCUAUGAGCUGCUGUACUGGAGAGAGAAGGAAAAGCCGGAUGCAGCCAGUGUGGUCAGAACAGAGGGGAAUAAAACAUCAGUACUCAUCAGGGAUCUGGAGGGCAGCAGUACCUAUUACAUGUCCCUGCGGGCCUAUAACAGCGCUGGAGUGGGUCCACAGAGCUACAUAGUCAAUGUCACGACCAAGAAACCACCUCCCAGUAAAGCCCCAGGUAGAAUAAUGUGGGGUACUUCCAACUCUAAAGUCAUUCUGAGUUGGGACCAGGUCCACGCCCUGGAGAAUGAGUCUGAAGUCACAGGAUACAAGGUGAUGUACAGCAAGGACAAACACAGCCACCCUAGCGUGGUGGAGACCAACAACACCUCCUUGGAGUUAUCACUGCCAACCAACCAAGAGUAUGUGAUCCAGAUUAAACCUUUCAGCGAGGGAGGGGAGGGCAUAAGCAGCGACCAGAUUACCAUACGCAAACAUAAAGAUUCAAUAACCAUGGGAGCAGCCCCGGCGUCUUUGGGAUUUUCAGUGGUCAGCCUUGCAGCUGCUAUUCUCACAGGUAGAAUUCUGCUAUGACAAACAUCUAGAAAAUACAGCUUCUUAUUCAAAGGGAAGGGACAGCAGGUCAGAGACUACACAAGGCCUACGGCCUCAUUUCCUCUUCCCUUCUCUACCCUACCACAUCUCUCCUCUACAGACCACAAAGGUCUUUUUUUGUGAGGAAGAUUAUUUUUCUUCACAUUUCUAAGUGGUCGCUGAAAGGAAUUUCCACUUUAAGAAUUUGCUUUUAUGAAACUGAAAAGGACGCCUUGACUCAACUGACUCCAGCCUUUUGGAAGAUGUGUUUUUCUCAUCUACUUUCUAACUGCUGGGUAUUCUCAUACAUUUGUCACCUUGGAGGAUAAACUAGGACAUGUAAAUUAUUUCCAAAGGACCUUUGCAGGUUGUUUAAAAAAGUUACUUUUUGCGUGUACUACUGAGUUCUUUCUUCAUGAAUCGAAUUGAAACAUAACUGUGAUUGAAGGGGACCUAGCCUAACCUUGACCAUGGAAGAUCAGAAGCUUUUUUUCUUUGCCCACAAAAUGAUUAUAAUUCCAUUAAAUGGAACACAAAUGGGUUGGACUCUUUGCUUUAAGACAUAACAACAUUUGGGACCUUUCUGUUUUUCUCUGCUUCCAUUCCUCACAUUACAAGUUGCCAUAAAACUGAAUGGAACCAAAGGUAUGUGACUGACAUAGUGCAGCUCCACUGCUAUAUCCCAAGAAAAGGCAGCCUCUACACCCACCCCCUUGUUUAAUUUCUAUGUCAAGCAGCUGGCUUAUGUUAAAAUAAAUUCCUCACUUUGCUCUAUAAUCCCUCAUCAGUGUAUAACCAAGGCAAACAUGUAUGGAAACCUCAGGUCCCAAAUGAGCCUUAAAGUCUCAUAAUUACCAUUCAGCUUAUCAUUCAGGAAUUAUUAUUUAUUAUUUUUAUCUUUUAGAUCAUACACAGGAAUCUUAGCUCCAGAUCAUGUCUUUGAAUGUUUAAAACUCAGAAAACUAAAUGCUUUUUGUUGUCUUUAUGUCCUGAUGAGCAUUGUUAGGUGAUGCAGAUUUCUGGCUUUUCUAGCUUAGUUUGUAUCAAAACCAGAACAAUAUCUCACUGUCAGUCGGUCAAUUUGUGUUAAGGAUGGUUGGAAAGAAUAACCUUUUAAUAAAGAUCAUGCCAUUUUCCUCUUUUCUGUCAUCAGUGUUAACGUGUUGCCAAAUCUUUAAAUGAAAGUGUUGCCUUUCAUCCGGCUCAUGCAGUUUUGGGUAAAGCUUUUAAGACGUGUUUAUAUCACUUCUACAUUUCUACUUUUUGUCGUGGAAAUAUUACAUUUGCAUUAAAAUUUCUUCCGUCUAUAUAAAGUUGCUGUUGUU
This is a messenger RNA of Cyprinodon variegatus (sheepshead minnow), 2801 nucleotides long. RefSeq names its product contactin-4-like. The transcript has 11 exons. Gene Ontology annotation, molecular function: cell-cell adhesion mediator activity. NCBI's taxonomy places the organism in Eukaryota, Metazoa, Chordata, Actinopteri, Cyprinodontiformes, Cyprinodontidae. The record is from RefSeq and is a predicted model, not a curated record. Gene Ontology annotation, biological process: brain development; cell-cell adhesion. Bases 1 to 1476 code for a protein of 491 amino acids.